This is a messenger RNA of Poecilia reticulata (guppy), 2515 nucleotides long. NCBI's taxonomy places the organism in Eukaryota, Metazoa, Chordata, Actinopteri, Cyprinodontiformes, Poeciliidae. The record is from RefSeq and is a predicted model, not a curated record.
UCACGGCGUCGGCCUGAAGAUGCUGCUGGUUUUUGUCUGAACCAUGWGGAGGCUUCAGAACGCCAGGCUGACGUCCGGCUCUGUCUCYCCUUCAGGCCGAAGGACGCCAUGAGGGCGGUGAAGAAGCGGCUGAGCGGCAACAGGAACUACAGGGAGGUGAUGCUGACUCUAACGGUUCUGGAGACGUGUGUGAAGAACUGCGGCCAUCGUUUCCACGCCUUGGUGACCAGUAAGGACUUUGUGGACGGCGUCCUGGUUAAAGUCAUCUCUCCCAAGAACAACCCGCCCACCAUCGUUCAAGACAAAGUCCUGGCUCUGAUCCAGGCUUGGGCCGAUGCGUUCAGGAGCAGCCCGGACCUCACAGGUGUGGUUCAGGUGUACGAGGAGCUGAAGAGGAAGGGCAUCGAGUUCCCCACCUCAGAGCUGGAGACGCUGUCGCCCAUCCACACCCCUCAGCGGGUGGCGUCGGCUCCAGAGGGCGACUCKGCGCUCCACAAGCACAGCAGCAGCAGCAGCAGCAAGGCUAAAGCUGCGCCGCAGCCCGUCCCACCAGCCUACAGCGCGCCGCAGGCCCCCAGCCUGCAGCCGGGGGGYGCCGUCACCCCCAGCCCUGAGCAGGUGCUGCAGCAAACCGCUUCACUCAAAAAUGUCAUGGUGGUUUAUAAAGAUAAGCUGUACGAGCGGUUCCGGUCCGGCAGAUCCUCGGCUCAGAGUGUCAACAACGGGCUGAGACAGGUGCUCAGUGAGGCCACAGAGGACAACCUGAUUGACCUUGGACCCGGCUCGCCCGCGGUGGUCAGCAACAUGCCCAGCGCCGCUCCGUCCGGCCUGCCGCCCGCCCUGAGCGGCGCUGCAGGGAGGCCCUCGUCCCCGGCCUCCCUGGCCUCCCGCCUGGCCGGUUUAGACGUGGGCGCCGACAGCGUCAGCAGCACUCUGAGCGCGCUCAGCAGCUGCAAGCCGGCGGCAGCGCAGGACGACUUCGACGUGUUCGCUCAGACCCGGAGCGGCGCGCUGGCAGAACCACACAGAACGUCGUCUGCAGCAGAUGCUGCAGCCGAUGGCCCUCCGCCCACGCUGGACGUCCAGCAGCCGGCUGCUGCAGRCGCGGGCCGGCAGCGUCAGUCCUCUGUCAUGGAUGACAUAGAGGAGUGGCUGAGCACCGACGUGGUGAGACGCAUCACAGCUUUCAAGUUCGAUAAGUUCCUGGAGGAACGGGCCAAAGCCGCCGAGACCGGCCCGCCGUCGCCCCCCRGUGGCGCRACGCAGGGAACGCCCAGCAGGAAGAAGACGGGGAGACAGGAAGACGCUCUGCUGGCCAUGUAGACCAUCAGCCCCCGCUGACCCCCCUACGUCUCCGGACCAGAACGGCUGCAGCCCCAGGUCACCCACUUCCUGCUUCCUGUUUCCCACUUCCUGUUUCCAGACGUUUUCAGUAACUCUGAGGCAGGACGGCCCUCAGAUCAGCGUUGGGUUUGUUUUAGCUGCUCCUCAGCAGAACCGACCCGUUUGGUUCUGUAGGACUGACUGUCCUCUCUGAUGUUUGUCCUAGUCAAAUCAUCUCCAAGUUGGUUUGUAAAUGUGUAAAUGUUUGGUGUAUAUUUGGCUCUGCGUUUCAGAGUCGCUGGUUUCAUUAGUUUCUGUUCAGAACUAAAAGGGAAAACCCUCCAUGACGCGACAGGAAGAAGAAAGGCGGGAACUUCCUGUUGAUCCAACUGAAGCUGCUGGCAGGGCCGGCCCAAAGCCCCCCGGGGCCCCUGUCCCCCAUCGCGGGGGCCCCUUGCAUUAAACCUGACUGUUAAAGAAGCUGCUGCCGCAGCAUUUGCUCAUGCCUUGGGCCGGCUCUGCCUUCACUGUUUGUUUCGUCCUGAACUCGUUUAGAGGACCAAACGUUUCAAUUUGACUUCCUGUUUCUGAUUCAGCUUCACACCACGGAUGGCGUUUGCACAUCAUCAGUGUUAUUAAUCUUAUGAUUUGCUGACAUCUCCACAGGCCUGACCUUUAACGCCACAUUUGUUUUCAGAAAUGAGUCGCAGCGCCACAAACGAGAUGUUUACAUCCCAGACCGGCGCUUAGUCGCCGCGGCAACGAGCGUUUCCAUUGAACUGCAGAAGUAAUUUAUUCUGUGAUCAGUAUUUAAGUGUUUUUAUUGAGCUGAGGAUCAACUGGCAUCAUGUCUGGACUUUAAUGUUGUUGCUUCUGUUUCUGCUGAAGAGAUUCCUCCCCCCUCCCCCACCCGCUGCUGCUGAUCAGGAUUUAUGUCGUCGGUUGAAAUCAGACGAUGAAGAUGAAGGUUUUAGUCUGAAGUCACCAGAACACUAAUCAACGUGAAGAUUGCACUUUUUAGAGAUUUCCUUUGGUUUCCUGGGUUUUGUUGUCGCUGGUGAUUCUGGUUGCAGAGCGAAGCCGCCAUGUUGGAUCUGAGCUCAGAGCCGCCAUGUUGGAUCUGAACUCUGAGCCGCCAUGUUGGAUCUGAACUCUGAGCCGCCAUGUUGGAUCUGAACUCUGAGCCGCCAUG